Messenger RNA from Halichondria panicea, 2715 nucleotides. RefSeq names its product UV radiation resistance-associated protein-like. Gene Ontology annotation, molecular function: SNARE binding. NCBI's taxonomy places the organism in Eukaryota, Metazoa, Porifera, Demospongiae, Suberitida, Halichondriidae. The transcript is spliced from 14 exons. Gene Ontology annotation, cellular component: endosome; lytic vacuole; phosphatidylinositol 3-kinase complex, class III, type II. The record is from RefSeq and is a predicted model, not a curated record. Gene Ontology annotation, biological process: SNARE complex assembly. Bases 134 to 2647 code for a protein of 837 amino acids.
UUUAAACAUUAAAAAGCACUUGGGAAAAGAUUUAUGUUUGGAUCCGGAUCAACAGAAGAUUAAGACUGGACAGCUAAGAGAUUGUUUGUUGUGACGGACACAGAGUUAGGCCCACGAAUACGGCCGGUGCUCAAUGUCUUCCAGAGGCUCCCACCGCAUCUCUGUUGCCAGACAUGUCUAUCUGAGGACACAGCAGCAUCGUCUCCGUCAUGUCAAGAGUGUAGUGAUCCGUAACCUCACCUUACACGAGACGAAUCCUGCCCUCCUCUUAGACCCUAUUGCCAUGGAAACACAUUUCACCAUCCAUCCGGCCCACUACCCAGACAAAGUUCUGUACAAGAGCUACUCUGUGCCGAAGUCUUAUAACCCCUCUUGGGAGGCAGUGCAGUUCAAUUACUCGGAGCUCCAGAAAUACUCGGCAAUUCCUUCAUUCGUACUCAAGCUGUGGCUGAGGACAAACGGGAGUAAUGAGAUGAUGCUGGUCUUUGAGAAAACCAUCGAGUUGGCCGGCCUAGUCUAUCUUGGAAGUCUGGUGAACAAGGACAGUUCUUCGUACCCCCCCAACUCAGUGGUGGUGGGCAUGUUUGAGGGCUACUACAGUCACCCGGGAGUGGGGGGUGUCCCCUGCCCUCCCAAGAUCACCCACUCACUGGAGAAGCUUCUCCCACCACAGAGCUUGCUUGAGGUCAACAAGCUAGAGGUGAGGGACUCUUAUGUCAACGCGACGUUGUUGAAGCUGGUCCGAGGUCAGGAGCGACUGAAUCAAGUGGCCAGUGCAGCCACACAGGCUCGUGAGAGGGUGGAGUCUCUGACAAGAGAAGAGGAGGCGUGGUUUGCACGACGGAGGGAGCGAGAGCUGGUGAAAAUGAGACUGGCCGUCCUCAGGAGUCAGCUGGCUGACACGGAGAGGGAGGAGUCUGAAGAGAGAAAUCAACUGUGCAAACUUCGUGAUGAACUGGACACAAAAGAACAAGUGCUACACAAAGGCCAGACUGACUUAGGAAAUAAUAAGGAGAAAUACAGAACAGAUCACGAGGAGUACUGUAGGAAAAGGGACAUGUUGGUGAGGGCCAAGAGGAACCAGCUCCUGCGGCAGAAGAAUAUGAUUGUUGAGGCUGCUUUUACUUUCUUCAUAACAGAUCUCAAAGACAAGUUCACCAUCUGUAACGUCAUCCUGCAAAACUCAGACCAGUUAGACCAGCCGAGCAAUGUGGAGCAGCCUGGAGUGGCACUGGGAUAUGUGGCUCAUCUCGUGCAUCAUCUUGCCCAGAUCCUGCUCGUGCCUUUGCAGUACGAGAUACGCCCGAAUGGAUCUCGCUCUCACAUCUGCGACUACAUCUCCAACGAGGCUAUUAUCGAUGAUAUCAGAGAGUUCCCUCUGUAUCUGAAGAGUGUGGAGAGAGCCUUGUUCCACUAUGCUGUGCACUUACUGAAUAAGAACAUUGCCCAGAUUCGUCAGCACUGUGGCUAUGGAAUGUCCAAGUCUAUGCUGAAGAGAACACUGCCCAACAUCAAGUACAUCCUCGAGAGAAUCAUCACAGAGCUGAGCACCCAAUCUGACAAACCACGUAACUCUUCCCUGCCGACCACACCCACCCAUUCCCCCCUCCCCGUUGGUACCCCCGUGACAGUACCCAUCGGAACAGGGACAGCCAGAGAGAGACCCAGCACCUCCUCUACUCCUCAAAUAAGCUUCACAGCUGAGAGUGAAGAGUACAGUACAUCUGUAUCUUCGGCCAUGUCUUUCCAACAAUCGGAGGAAGGCAGUGGGAGCAGACCAUUGUCGCCAGUGCAGAUACAAGACACCGAGCAAUCUUUCUAUGGGAGGUUUGAACAGACUGAUGCCACGAGUGGAGUCUCAGCUGCUACACAGCAGUAUCCGACGAUGCAGAGUGACCUCAGUGGUCGUCACUAUCCCGUGAAUGCGACCAAGAAGCCACUAGGCACUUUGUUCUCUUCAAUACCAGAAGAUGUCCUAUCUUCAAGUCCAAAGUCAACCGAGCAAGUUUCUAUGAACUAUGUAUCUCCGGGAAAAGCUUUACAAACUCAAUCGUAUGAUGCCCAUGCUGGUUUACAUCGUGCCCAGAGUACAAAGUCAGAAGAUUCUGAAGAAAUGGGGUCAGCAGGAAUGGACCUAACUAGACGAGACGAUAGCAAAACCCCCGACAAUACGCCUACUCUGAGAACAGAAGCUGUACUAGUAGCAGGCAUAGGUAGCCCUGGAUAUGAGGCUGACUCCACCCCAAAGCUCUCGUCAUCACUAGCACUUGCAGAUGUGGCAAAUAAUCAGAGAACAAUACAAGAGCAAAACACAGACAUUGCAGUUGACCUAAAUGACUCUCAACUUGAACUUAACAAUGACCCCCUAGCAUGUGAACAACUCAACAAAAUCUCAACCAGUUCACAGCGGAUACUUGACUCCGCCUCCCUUAGCCACACCCUCAUAGAGGCGGGUUAUUCAAGGACAGUUCUCGCUACUCCUCAUAGGGUCUCCGGUGGAGAAGACAUUAACAACAUAAGUACACAACCAGCUGCCUCAAAGACAAUAAACUAUUCCAAUGGUGAACGUCUUAGUAAGCAAGUCAAAACUGUUAACAAUAAAACUGAAACUGACGGACUAUUAGAAGAUUUUAUAGAUGGUUUUUGAGUAUUCUCUUGUGGUGUGUUAAAUGUACAAUAUUCUUUUCAUUGUAAUUCAAAAUUGGGUAGAUACAA